AUGUGGAAAUCCUCAACAGAGUUUGCUGAUCCACUGGGAGACGUUGAGAGUUGGAGUGAGUCAGUUGACAAGGUCUUGGGAUGUAAAGCCGGACAGAUAGCAUUCCAACAGUUUCUGAAGUCGCAGUACAGCGAGGAGAACAUACUGUUUUGGCUUGCAUGUGAAGACUACAAAAAAGUCAAAUCAACACCAGAAAUGAUAUCAUCGGCCAACAGGAUUUUCUCAGAGUUUGUGGAGACAGAAGCGCCUCGACAGAUUAACAUAGAUUGGAGCACCAGAGAAAACAUAACUAAAAACAUCUCGCAGCCCACGUUGAGCUCCUUUGAGACAGCUCAGAAACAGGUCUACAGUCUGCUGGCCCGGGACUGCUACCCACGCUUCCUCAAAUCUGACAUCUAUCAGGGACUGCUGAGGAGAGCUGAAUCCAGGUGA
Knipowitschia caucasica is the source of this 432-nucleotide messenger RNA. NCBI's taxonomy places the organism in Eukaryota, Metazoa, Chordata, Actinopteri, Gobiiformes, Gobiidae. The record is from the annotation of a GenBank genome assembly.